CCCUUCAUUGAUCGAUUUCUUCACAGUCGCCGUUAAUGGAAUCCGACGAUGCCAAAGUGGUGUUCGACAGCCGCUUCUUCCGAGUCUACAAAGACGGCCAUGUCCAAAGGCACCGCCCCAUCGAAAAAAUUCCUCCGGCCGACGACCUCCACAGCGGACUUCGAGCCAAAGACGUCGUCGUUUCGCCCGAAACCGGCGUCUCAGUCCGACUACUCCUUCCCAAAAUCAAGGAUCCAGAUCAAAAGCUUCCCCUCCUCUUCUACAUCCAUGGCGGUGGCUUCUCCUUCGAGUCCGCUUUCUCUCCUCGCUUCGAUGCCUACCUCAAGUCCCUAGUAUCACAAGCCAACGUCAUUGGUGUCUCAGUAGAGUAUAGGCUUGCGCCGGAGCACCCAAUCCCUGCUUGUUAUGACGAUUCGUGGGCAGCGCUCCAGUGGGUCGCGUCCCACGCCAAUGGAAAUGGUCCGGAACCGUGGCUGAACAGCUACGCUAAUCUGAGUCGGGUUUUCAUCGUCGGAGACAGCGCCGGAGCGAACAUUUCACAUACAUUAAUGGUUCGGGUCAGGUCGCUCGGAUUAGCGGGUGCGAACGUGGUUGGGAUGGUUUUGGUGCACCCGUAUUUUGGAGGCACGACUGAUGACGGGGUGUGGCUCUACAUGUGUCCAAACAACGGUGGGUUGGAGGAUCCUAGACUUAGACCGACUGCAGAGGAUAUGGCAAUGCUAGGAUGUGGGAGGGUGUUGGUGUUCUUGGCUGAGAAUGAUCAUUUGAGGGACGUAGGAUGGAAUUACUGUAAGGAGUUGAAGAAGAGCGGGUGGGAAGGGAUGGUGGAGACUGUGGAAAGUCACGGGGAGAGACACGUGUUCCAUCUGAUGAAUCCCACGUGUGAGAACGCUGCGACUCUAAUGGGAAAAAUCGUUUCCUUCCUCAACCAAGAGUAGACCUUCCCUCUUCCUUUUUUUGUGUGAAGGCGUGUUUGGAUGCAGGGUUGAAUAAGCAACGAUCAAGAAUAGGUCAGAGCUUUCUGGGUUUUGAUGCCUAUUAUUAAUUUGUGAUCCAGACUCUAUAUUUUAAAGUUUGUGAAGUUAGCUGUCUUCAAUGGAAUUUUCAGAAGAUUCAAUUAUUU
Molecule: messenger RNA, 1123 nt
Organism: Vitis riparia (riverbank grape)
Lineage: Eukaryota; Viridiplantae; Streptophyta; Magnoliopsida; Vitales; Vitaceae
Product: probable carboxylesterase 12
Exons: 1
Coding region: 36-938 (300 amino acids)
Molecular function (GO): hydrolase activity
Source: RefSeq, a predicted model, not a curated record